UCUUUGCUCUUGGCAACCAAGACGCUCAGCCUUGGUUACGGGCGCGUUUUGUCUAGAUAGACACCGGGUGCGUUCGUAAAUUCGUUAGUUAUUCUGCUCCCUGGCACACUCAGAGAGUGCUCUGAAUUCGUAGUAGAUAGCCAGAGUGAAUUUUCGAACGCACCCCUGAUCUCCUCAUAAAGUUUUCCAAUAUGUGACAUAUGGGGGCGCUGUUCAAUUACUUUUGAAGGCGUUGCUUUGUUGAGACUUUGUACUGUAACCUACAGCGCACUGUCAAUUUUCUCCCCAAAAUUGAUUUUUUUCGUCGUGGAGGAAUGAGAUUCUGAUUGACACAGGUAACUGUUUACAGCAACAUUUGAACUAGCGUCUUAUUUAGCCACCUAGCUAAAUAAGUGACUGACGCUAAGUAGCCCACUCUGGCACGGUUGUUUAAAUGAAAGCGGUUAUUCUCGCUGCGGGAUAUGGAACAAGGUUGCAGAGAGAUGUUGAUAACGACACGAGCGGAAGAUUCAAACAUCUGGCUGGCAUUGCCAAGCCACUGCUUCCUGUGGGGCACUGUGCCUUGAUAUCUCACUGGGUCCAAGCUUUGAAUACCACUGGAUGCGUGGACACCGUCUUUGUCAUUACCAAUGCCCUUCACCACAAAGCAUUUGAGGAGUGGGCCCUGGACUUCCCUAAUGUCAAAGUCCUAAGUGAUGGAACAAAGAGCAAUGAGGACCGUCUUGGUGCUGUCGCCUGUCUUCAGCUAACAGUCAAGCACUUCAAGAUCGAAGACCAUGUAAUAGUUAUUGGAGGAGACACUUUGUUCAAGGAAGAGUUCAGUCUCAUUAAAGUUAAAGAGAAUUUUUCUGACCUGCAAGCAAUGUGUGAAGACAGCAGUCUGGUUCUUUCCUACCAAUGUAAAGAUGCGGAGACACAGAAGUAUGGUAUUUUGGAAGUCGAUGAACACCUUCAGGUGCUCUGUAUGAAGGAGAAACCUCUUCCCUCGGAGACAAAAUCAAGGAGAGCAUGUCCAUGUUUCUACUUGUUUUCCAAGAAAAUCCUUCAUCUAUUGGAUUCCUUUCUUGAUGAAAAUAAGGAAGCACCAAUUGAAGAAAAGGACGCACCUGGGAACUUUUUGUCAUGGCUCAUUUCAAGAAAGCCUGUGUAUAUUCAUCAGAUUUCUGGCCGUUUUGAUGUGGGAAACCUGCCCUCCUAUGUUGAAUGUGACCGGUACUUCAGAGAAAAUCUUCAAGAUGUGAAGUCUUAUAUGAUGUAGUGUGCAUAGAGCCAUGUUUGAGAUUGGCAAUGUGAAAACUUUAUUUGUGCCUUAAAUAAACAUUCUGAAAAUAUUCAAAUGAUAUUA
This is a messenger RNA of Oncorhynchus masou masou (cherry salmon), 1345 nucleotides long. RefSeq lists its product as uncharacterized. Gene Ontology annotation, biological process: biosynthetic process. Lineage: Eukaryota; Metazoa; Chordata; Actinopteri; Salmoniformes; Salmonidae. Bases 434 to 1258 code for a protein of 274 amino acids. The transcript is spliced from 9 exons. The record is from RefSeq and is a predicted model, not a curated record.